Racocetra persica is the source of this 679-nucleotide messenger RNA. Lineage: Eukaryota; Fungi; Glomeromycota; Glomeromycetes; Diversisporales; Gigasporaceae. The record is from the annotation of a GenBank genome assembly.
GGAUUUUAUUCUUGAACGUCGGGAUGAAAGAAUAAGGGAUGGUAAAUUGAAAGGGCAAAUAACUAAAAUAACUAUUAAAAAUUGUCCGAAAGUAAAAGAACUCAAUCUUAAUAAUAAUGAAAUUAGUGAAAUUAUUUUGGAAGGUGAGUUUCUUAAUUUAGAGCGAUUGGAGUCACAUGAUAAUAAAUUGAAGGAAAUUGAUAUUAGCAAGGCUCCUAAUUUAACUUUCCUGAGUGUUGCUCGUAAUCCUAUUAACAACAUAAAGGGAUUAGGAGUAUGGGGAAUGAAAGGAUGCUAUCAAAAGCGUUUGGAUGAGUUAAAAAAUCGUCCUACUACGGACUAUUCUGGUCCACUAAAAGAAAUAUUGGGAUUAAACCCUGCUGAUAAUUUACCGGUUAAUUGGCAAGAUCAAUUAGCCAAAAAGGAUGAUUUAGCAGCCGCCCAAAGUGAUUUAAAAGACCCCGCUGAGGUAGAAAAUGAAAAUAAGAAAGCCGUGAACGAUUUACAAAAAGAGUUGGAUGGCAGAUUCCCCGACAAAACACCGCAAGAAGUGGCAAAUGAGUUGAAUGAUUUAAGGGAUAAACCAACCGGUUCAACUCUCACGGCCGAGCAGGAGAAGAAAUUAAAUGAUUACGAAAUAAUGGCAGCAUAUUUGGAUGAGAACUUAGGAGGAGAGUGA